Molecule: messenger RNA, 5265 nt
Organism: Procambarus clarkii (red swamp crayfish)
Lineage: Eukaryota; Metazoa; Arthropoda; Malacostraca; Decapoda; Cambaridae
Gene: drk
Product: growth factor receptor-bound protein 2 drk
Biological process (GO): signal transduction; regulation of MAPK cascade
Cellular component (GO): cytoplasm; COP9 signalosome; plasma membrane
Molecular function (GO): phosphotyrosine residue binding; epidermal growth factor receptor binding
Source: RefSeq, a predicted model, not a curated record
AGAGCACAGUUGAGGUGAGGGUCGACAACACUACGCUGGCACUUGUUUUGGCAUUCAGUUCUGGCAUUCAGGCACAGUCCAUUGUUAGUUUCCUUAAGCGGCGACUUCAGUGUGAAAACCAUCGUUCCUUUCCAAGACUGUUACGUCUCGAGAGUGAAGGUGUGUCGGUCUUAAGGCCUACCAGACAUCCAAGGCUCUUUGCAGUAUUUUAAGGACUUGAUUGAUGUUCCACGACUUUAUGAGCGCUCGGUGAUCACUCUGCCCCAGCAAUAAGCUUCAAGCUUGAAUGCUGCCAUAUCAGCUCUCCACGAUACAGGCGAUGGAGAUAUAUUUAUAGAUGAAAUAUCCCCCCCGAAACGAGCGAGCGAGCGAGAGAGAGAGAAAAUAUAGGCUGCGAGCACCCACGCUGAGGUGCUGGGUGCGAGGAGAUGUGGCAACGGUGUGUUGGUAGCAAGUGUAAUGGAAGGGAGGGAGACGUCCACCCUCUGUUUAUUUUAGAAGAAUUCUCUUGAUGCACGAAUUUUUUGUACGGAAGAAAGGCAUUGAACGUAGUGCAUAGGCUAUAGAGAGGCAGAUUUUUCAGCAUGGAAGCAGUAGCAAAACAUGACUUUAAUGCCACAGCUGAAGAUGAGCUCAGUUUUAGGAAAGGACAAAUUUUAAAAGUACUAAACAUGGAAGAUGACAUGAAUUGGUAUAGGGCAGAAUUAGAUGGUAGAGAAGGACUCAUCCCCAGCAACUAUAUUGAAAUGAAAAGUCAUGAGUGGUAUUAUGGAAGGAUAACACGAGCAGACGCAGAGAAACUUUUACUCAAUAAACAUGAAGGAGCGUUUCUCAUUCGGGUCAGUGAGAGUUCACCUGGUGAUUUUUCACUAUCAGUCAAUGGUUCGUUGGAAGAUAAAGAUAAACCUCACUCAUCUCCACGAUGUGGCGAUGGUGUACAACACUUUAAAGUUCUACGGGAUGCGCAAGGCAAGUUUUUCCUAUGGGUUGUUAAAUUCAACUCCUUAAAUGAACUGGUAGAAUAUCACCGAUCAGCCUCAGUUUCUCGCUCACAUGAUAUCAAGCUCAAGGACAUGACUCCAGAAGAGUUUCUAGUGCAAGCCUUGUAUGACUUCACUCCACAAGAACAUGGGGAGCUGGAAUUUAAGCGAGGCGAUGUUAUCACCGUAACAGACCGAUCAGACCAGCAUUGGUGGACUGGUGAAAUGGGUAACCGUAGGGGACUCUUCCCUGCUACAUAUGUUGCGCCGUACCACACCUAGGUGGUUGCUGAAAUACCUCCCAUCCUUGGUACCCUUUCUUCUCAAAAGGUGUCCACUCUUGUGUAUCCCUUAUUCUUAAAGGGUGCCCCACCUAGUUUUGGUCAGGUUUUCCCAGACUGUAUCUAGACAGAGACUGUGAAUGAAACAUUGUUCAGAACUAUGAAAACCAGCUGGCAUGGCUAGGUUGGCCUGGGCGCAUAUGGCAAAGACUGAGGGAGGUGAUGAUGGUUGGCCAGCCACUAGUAAUACAGUAAUUGUACUUAUUUCUGUGGCUUGUAUCCCAGUCAUUAGUUAUGCCAAUAUUAUUCUUUGAAGUGAUCCUCCCGCUAAAAUGAAUAGCCAGCCAUGUAUUAUGUUAAUUAUUGGUGCCAUUUCAUAUCUAUCCUCCACAGCAAUUUUGUAGAGAAUCAUUCUUAAGGAAAUUGCUUGUCUUAUUCUUGCCACAAGCUCAUAUUUCAUUGCUGAGUUUUUUAAACAAAUUUUUGUUGCACUAAACAAAUAUACAUGAUCCUUUAAGUAUUGAAAUAUGUAGUAGCUUGAGGAGUAAAUCAGCCUUGCAUGGCAUUGAACAUUACCGUGGUUAUUCUCAACUGUAACAAUUCUAGCACAAAAAUUUCGGAAUUUUUCCAUGUGUUUCUGCCCCACCUACACACCUUACCAUCGUUACCUGAAUCUAAGAUUGUAUGUAGCAAAGGUCAACGAAUUAUAUACAAAAAAAAAAGUUUCUUCUGUAGUAUACAGUAAAUUUGUUAUCUUUACUAAUAGAUCAUAUUGCACCCUGGGGGCCUUAAAUUCGGGUAAAGUUGGUCCAAAUUGUAUCGAUACCAUACCAGAAAAUGAAGCUAUAGAUUUUGGUUAUGAUAACUGGUAAGCACAAUUUUUAUACUGGUAGAAUUCUACUAAAUAUAUGGAAUGUAUGAAGUUAUAUGUAUAUGAUUAGAUAAGCCAGUCGAGUAACAAAUUGACUGGAUAACAUAAGUCAAAGUGGCGUGUGAGAGGUAGCCAGCAGAGUAAGUAGUGGUUGUGAGACAUAUUAAUAUACACUUGGAUGCUGAGUAACAAUGAUUUUAAACCAAAUGCUUGUUGUUAACACAUUCUAUAAUUCAUAGACAAAUUACUUUUAUUAAAAAUUGUAAAAGAGUUCUCUCUCUCUCCUGAUCAUUUAAAUGUGUUUGAUUUUUCUUUUUCUUUUCUCAUGUUUAUUAUUUGUCACAUGGAGGCUAUUUAAGCUUCAGAGGUCUUGGGGCAAGGUUUCUAAGUAUGCUCAGUUAGAAUAUGAAAUCUAGAUAAAUAAUUCCUUUCCUAUUAUAUUAGAAUAUACAGUAUGUAUUUUAUUCAAUAAUUGUCAAGUUCAUAAUGAAAAAAGGGAAAGUAUGUAAGCCUUUCAAAAAUCAUGCAUGUUUUGUAGUCCCACUGUGCACAGUUUAGAGAUGCCCCAUAGCUCAAAGCACCUAAGAUUAAUAGUGUUUGUUCCUAGUUUGUUCCUUCAAAGUGUGGAUUGUUUAGCCAGAUUAAUACUGCAGAGUGAUGUGUUGCCAGCUUACAUUGUAUGAUAAGUUAAACAAAACUCAUAAUUUCUUCCCUGCUUUAAAGACGUAGAUGGCUAGAGUCUGUCUCAUUGUUGCCUCCAUAAACGUGAAUGAUUUUAAUUUAUUGAGAAAAAAAAUAGGUACUAUCAUAAUUAUGCAUCAGGCUGAAUCAAGGGUAACCCAAGUUGCUACAGUUUAAAAAAAUUUAACAUUUUAUUUGGAUGUCAUUCAGAAAUUGAAAGUUAACACUUUGUAAAGAAAAUUCGUGAAAAUGAAUGACAUAAUUUUGAUAUUAUAUGAUGGUGACAAUACUUGCAAUGAUUUUUACCAUUGCAAUUAAAGCUGAUAAUUUAUGUAGAAGCAGCUUUUGAAAAUGGAGAGUUAACUUGAAGUACUCUGAGCUUAAAUAAGCAUGAAUAUCAAAAUUGUGUGCCUGUAGUCAAUCUUGUGUAGGUCUUGCAAAUGAUAAAUUUUGUUCUUGUUCUUGACAAAGAAUGUAUCUUGACAUAGUAUUAGUUGAUGAGUGCAGGUUAGCAAUAUGCCAAAAUCUUCCUCAGCCACCUGGGUAGCACACUGUACAUCUCCACACACACAUUCAGGUUAAAUAUUCUACAGCAACGCUUAGAACUUUUGCCAAAGAAUUUAGCAUGUUGUCUUAGCUGUCUACUUAGCAGAGCAGUUACCAGCUGCUUUAAUGAUGAGACGUACGAAUAUAUAUUAAAAGUUUGAGAUAGCCAGAAUACAUAAUAGUAGUAGAUUAAGGAGGAAAGAAAAAUUGCUCCGAAGAAAACAGCAAUGUUUAGAGAGAGCUGAAAAUUGGAAAAAAGGGCACGACUGAAAAAUUAAAUUUGGUGAAUUUUUGCACUGUGAAUUGGGACUAACAAAAUUAUUUGCCAGCAGAGAUCAGGAGUUUUUUUAUAUAUCUGAUUCUUUUUUUAGUUUUUAAAACUGACAUUGGUUUUGGUACAUAAAAUGAAGAAACUGUUGAAUGUGAUCUUACUAGUGCAAGCUUCAUUCUCAGAAGAGAUGGUGAGAGAUUAUCUAUCGUGUUUAUUUUGCAGGUGUCUAGAAAUUUUAAUGAAAAUUAUAUUAAUUCACAAAUGUUUGAUUUUGGUAAUAAUGGAAAUGCCCUCUUACCAGAUCUUUAAAACAUCCUAAUUUAUUGAAGAUUUUAACUUCCUGCAAUACAUGAAUUUUAUUAAAUAUUCAUUUUGCAAAUGUUUGUAAUGGACUUUGGCAUCCACUAUUUACAUUUUUUAGCCUAUUUUAUCUAUGAGGAGAGUAAUUUUGCAAGUGUUUUAUUAUUAUUAUUAUUAUUAUUAUUAUUAUUUUGCUAAGUAUCUGAAAGUUUUAUUAUUUAAUUUAAAUUGUGUAUUAGUGCUUAUAAAACAAUUGUAAGUAUAAUAUAAUCAGAUAAAAUGAAAAAGAAUAUACUGUACUGCUUUUUUUGUUUAUUUAUUUUUGUUUAAUGAUUCAUCAUGUACAAAAAAAAGUGUGUAUAUGUUCAAAGUUAUUCAAAAGGAAUGAGGUUAGACUAUGGAUGCGGCGUAAUUAAGAAGUAAACGCGGGAGAUGCAAACUUGCGAACAGUCCAUCAGGUUGACCAACUUUUAGGUGAAAUGAUGCCAAUUUUAAAGAUGUGUUCAAUAAUAAUAUUAAAAACUAUUAAGUUUUUUUUGUGUGUAAAGUGAAAUUUACACUUUUGAUUUGUGGCAUAUUUUGGAAGGUUAAACUGGGGACAUCACAUCCUAUACAGUAUAUGUACUGUAUAUACAUAAAUAGAAUGUAUAUACAGUACACAUAUAUGCAUUGAAUGUAUAUACACAUAUAUGCAUUGGAUGUAUAUACACAUAUAUGCAUUGGAUGUAUAUACACAUAUGCAUUGGAUGUGUAUACACACAUGCAUUGUAUGUAUAUACACAUGCAUAGGAUGUGUGUAUACACAUAUCCAUAGGAUGUAUAUACACAUGGAUGCAUAGGAUAUAUAUAUAUAUGCAUGGAUGCAUAGGUUGUAUAUACACAUGGAUGCAUAGGUUGUAUAUACACAUGGAUGCAUAUGUGUAUAUACACAGGGAUGUAUAGGAUGUAUAUAUGUGUAUAAUUUGAGAAGCUGCUUUGUAGGUUUACUGUGAAGUAAACCUUUAAAUUGUUGCAGUUGAUCCAUGUUUAAGGAGUGUAGAUGUUAUUAAUUUAUUGCUCUUUAAAAGAUAUUUGAGGAAAUUUAUUAAAAUUAAGAUAAUUUUCAAACUUGUAAUGAAGGUGAAAUGUGAAAGGUAGUUGAUAGUUGAGUUUGCAGGAGUGAAUGUUUACACUUCUCCCCAUGAAAUAACAGUAUUUAUCCUGCUAACAUUUAUGUAAUAUUGAAUGAAUUUGGAGAUUGUCAGGAAUUAAGCAACAUGACACUAACUUUGAUCCUCAUUCCUUCCUUCCUUUGAACCUCUGGAUAUUUAAAAAAAAAUAUAUAUAUAAUAUAUA